Messenger RNA from Aspergillus piperis CBS 112811, 1176 nucleotides. It is a transcript of the gene ssuA, whose product is annotated as RNA polymerase II subunit A C-terminal domain phosphatase. The record is from RefSeq and is a predicted model, not a curated record. Bases 230 to 1135 code for a protein of 301 amino acids. Gene Ontology annotation, molecular function: RNA polymerase II CTD heptapeptide repeat phosphatase activity. The transcript has 2 exons. Gene Ontology annotation, cellular component: mRNA cleavage and polyadenylation specificity factor complex; nucleus. NCBI's taxonomy places the organism in Eukaryota, Fungi, Ascomycota, Eurotiomycetes, Eurotiales, Aspergillaceae. Gene Ontology annotation, biological process: termination of RNA polymerase II transcription.
CUCAGGGCUGCGGCCCUUCAUCAACAACAUCCAUCUCACACCCAGUAGAACCAGCGUAAAUGAAUUGCAGAUGAUGCGAGGCUUUUCUAAGUCAUUACAGGGCCCAACUAGUGAACAACACACCUUCCAGCCUCCUUGAUACCCCCCCAACGAUCACUUACCGAAUUCAUCACACACCACCUAAACCUAACCUACGGUCACACCAAACGCGGCUAUAACACUCAUCAUCAUGGCCUACGACCCCCGACUGUCCAGUGCAGGCACUGCGACCGCUCCCUCCCCUCCACCUCCACCCCCACCACCCCCAGAAGCCAUGGGUACACCAACAACAACAACAACAACAACAACCCAACCUCAACCCACCUCCACGCCGAACGAGGCCAACAACAACACGGUCGCAGAAUCGGAGUCCUCAUCUUCCUAUAAACUCCGAUUCUGCACCGUAUGCGCCUCCAACCAAAACCGCUCCAUGGAAGCCCACCUCCGGCUCUCCACAGCGUCGAGCCCCUUCCCUGUAAUCUCCUUCGGGACGGGCUCUCUAGUCCGCCUGCCCGGACCCUCAAUCACCCAACCUAACGUCUACAACUUCAACACAACCUCCUACUCCCAAAUGUACGACGAGCUGCUCUCCAAAGACGAGCGUCUGUACCGCAACAACGGUCUCCUGAACAUGCUCGAGCGCAACCGUAACCUGAAAUGGGGCCCGGAGCGCUUCCAGGACUGGGUGCCGGGACAGCCGCGCGUCGAGCACGUCUCGAAGGGCGAUAAGGGCGCCCUAGGUACCGAAGGCGGCGUCGUCGAUGUAAUCAUCACCUGUGAAGAGCGGUGCUGGGAUGCCGUGGUAGACGAUCUCAUGAAUAAGGGGUCACCUUUGAACCGCCCCGUGCAUGUCUUUAACGUGGAUAUCAAGGAUAAUCACGAAGAGGCAUUAGUAGGAGGCAAGGCUAUCUUGGAUCUAGCGAAUCGGUUAAAUGAGGCUGCUUCGCAGGAGAGAAAGGCCAGUGGUGCCGAUGGAUGGGAGAAUGGAGUCGGUGAGGCGAGACGGAAUUUCGAUGCUCGCGUGCCUGAUAUUCUUGCUGAGUGGCAGGAGAAAUGGCCUCAUUUGCCGGCUUUGUGGACGCUCGCUUGGCUAUAGUCUGCUUAGCUUACAAUCAAGCGUCACGUAUGCAUUCAGUG